AAAGAGGCAUCUCCGCUGCGUGCCCCGGGGUCCGCAGGGAUUCCCCCUCGACACCACGGGAGUCAGGGAGCGACGGAGGAAUGAAGACUCCUCAGGCAAAAACAGCAAUACAGACGGACUCUCCAAGGCAGGCGACAGCUCCACCUCUCACCGAGCCCCCAGCAACCGCGGCAGCGGCAGCGGCGACGGCGGCGGCGGCAACAGCGAAGGCGCAGACAAGGCCCCCCGCGAGGAGCCUGUCGGGAACUGAGACGGCCUCGGCGCUGCCUGCUCAAAACCUGCCCGGCACCUGCCCCGCCAAAACAGGGCCCACUAAAGCGCCCUCUCUGCCUGACUCCCCUUCUGACUGGUCAUACCGGAGGGUGGGAGUAAUGCCUGCGUUUUCUGCUUUGACUUUGGCCAGGGGUCUCCGGAGGACGAGGUCCUCCAGGCGCGCCGAAGCCGACUACCGAGCCCCGGAGUGAAUCAGAGACUAAGAAAAAGGGUCGCGUGAGCGUUGAAUGAGACCCGGUGCUCGCCCCUCGGUCGGUCGCCUGUCAGAAUUUUAUAGUCUCUGUUGAGAGGGGAUGGAAACUCCUUUAUUGGGGGUCAUCUAAGUUAAAAAGCCGUGGGUUCAGUUGUUGCCUGGGAUGACAGGAAACUUGUUUGGAUGAAGUCAUGUGAGCCGAACCGAUUGGCCCGAAUCCUUAAAGCGGGGAGUGUCAGGGCGCGCGGCUCCCUCGGAGAGGCUGAGGUAACGCUGGCACCUUCCCGAGAGUCCCUGAACGCCUCUGGCUUCUGAAUCUCUGUCGAAAGCACUUCUAGCUGGGCGUUGGCACUACUGACUAACUGUGCAGUCACUAAGCAGUUGCGAUGUUUGGAAAAUUAAGUUUCACACCCCAAGAAUGCCAACGAGAGCCCCCGCCCCCGCAAGACCGAGCAAAAACACCAAAACAAGACUGCAAAUGGAGCUAGAAACUGAUGAGGGAUUCCUAACCACUUAGAAUGUUCACUUAGUGAUUUUAUGUGUAAAUACCUAACAAAUUGUGCCUACGUCAUGUGGCAUUUUUAAGGAGCACCUCGAGGUUCUGUGUCCCACUUGGAACAAAGUAACAGCACCUUGCACAUAAACUGGAAUCCUCUUCCCUCUAACAUCCAGACACUACGCUGCACUGCAGUCAACGAUGCCUCUAGAACGCUGGCUCCGGGGGAAUCCGC
Molecule: messenger RNA, 1197 nt
Organism: Mustela erminea (ermine)
Lineage: Eukaryota; Metazoa; Chordata; Mammalia; Carnivora; Mustelidae
Product: sec-independent protein translocase protein TatB-like
Exons: 2
Coding region: 81-464 (127 amino acids)
Source: RefSeq, a predicted model, not a curated record